ACCAUUGCAGAAAUAAAUCUAUAUCAUUACACGAAAACUACCAAUAUAAACAAUCUAUACCAUUGCAUAUAUGAAGAAAAUUAUGAACAUUGAGGUUUAAACCAAUACCAUUAGACUUUGAAGAACUACCAGACUAGCAUUGUUAAUACUAAUACACGUGUAAUGAACCAAUACCAAUCUAAAAUGUCACUACCAAACGAAGAUGAAUGAAUAUCAUGUUGUUAUAUAACCAAUACCACUGCACAUCGAAUCAAUACCAUUGCAGGACUACCAUUACACAAAGGACAAACAAUACCAAAUAGUAGUGUACUACCAAAAGAAAAGGCGAUUUUCCUUAACGAAUGUCAUUACCAAUACCAUUGCUUAGUAAAUCAAUACCAUUAUGCAAAUAAAAAAAUUGCAGCCAGUGGAGGAAUACGAUUACAAUUUACAAACCAAUAACAAAUACUAAUUAAAAUUAUAAGAGCUAAUUAUACUGCAACAAAAUGAUCGAAUGAUCACUCGUAUCAAAGCAAGCAAUAAUACAUGGAAAAUAUACCCAACCAAAAAUAGUUCCUCAAUAUCAAAAUUGAAAACGUAAAAAAAAAAAAUCACAAGAACAAAUCAUUUAACGAAGAAUCAAGGAAGAUUAUUCCUAUUAGCAGCAACUUUACAAGAACACAUCAUUCCUCACUAGUCACUAGCACAAACAUAAUCACAAAAAGAAAAAAAAUAACCUGGUGUUGUUGGUAGAGACAUGUUCAAAUAAUUCCAGCUUAUAGAUAGAGAAUCGAUUUCUUUUUGUUAAGAGGGGAAAUUGAGAGUUACGGUUUCUUUGAGGACGGCGUGGGAGGGGUGGUGUGGGGACGGCGGGGGAGGGGAGAAGGCGGGAGGCUGGGGAGAAGAAGAGUUCUUGCCGGGUGGGAGGGGAGAAGAGUGAGGAGGCGGCUGCAAGUUCUUGCAUUAGGGUUUGCAGUAUAAUAUAUAAAAAUAAUUUUUUAAAGAAUAGUAAUCAGGUGUUGUAUUAUUUUCGUUUUCAAAAUUAUCCUUCAUAUAAUUUUCACCGUCAACUUAAAAAUGUCAACUUAAAAAUAGGAUGAAAUAAAUAUAAUUAAGGAUGUAGAUGUUAGUAGCCACAGUGGUUACUCAAAAUUUAAUAACCACUCUAACGCCAUCUGACAUCCUACGGUAUUGAUCAAUCCAACUGGGCCUUUAUGUCUCUACCCAAUCCCGCCUCAAGUGUACUCGGCUUGGCCCAAAAGUGAUGGACUGGGCCUGGCUUCCUUACAUGCCGGUUGGACGAUGAGAGGUGAGACGAAAGAGACGGAUGUAAAAUUAAACUGGUAAGGGAACCGCCGAAGAGUUCGACAACCGGCGAGAAUGGAACCGGAGCAGAAGAAAAGAAAGUUCAAGCCGCCGCCGCACAAGUCGAAGACUGCAGCAUCUUCGGCUGGACCCAAAACGGCAGCAGACGAAGCAGCUAGUAGUAGUAGAGUGGAUCCUUGGAUUGAACAGGGUAAGACCAUGGCAGUGAGCCAGGCUCAGAAAGAUGGGUGCACAGGGAAUUACAGAAUCAUGGAUUCCCCAUUCGGGAACUUCCUCCUACCUGUCCUCCCAACUCGUGCUGAAUUGUUGUCUGGAUGAUUCUUUCUUUCCGUUGUUUCGUGGAUUGGAUCCCACCUUGGUUUUUGAAAUCUAGCUGCAGUUCAGAUAGGUCACAAAUCACAAUCAUAGUUUUCUGCCCAGCAUUCUAAUGAAGCUAUUCAGCCUGAUAAAGGUAAGUAAAAUUGUCUAUAUCGACCAUAGUUGUGUCAGUGUCACACACCAUUUGAAAGAUCAAGCUCCGGUUCUGCAACCAUCCCCUUCAAUUGAAGCCGGAUCAGCUUACUAAGGCUGGUAUUUGCAACUCGUUGCUGCUGCUGCUGCUGCUGCUGCAGGUUAAACAUGCCAUUUUCAGUUCUUCCAUGCGAAGGCAGUAUCUUUUUCGAGAUCUAACUAUUGAACAUGGUUAACAUCUAGCUGCAGUGCAGAUUUGGUUUAUGAAUCCCAUUCACAAAUCACUAGCGUAGUUUUUCUGCCCAGCAUUCUAACGAAUUGAUUCAGCCUGAUAAGGAUAAGUAAAUUUUUUUAAUGUCGACCAUAGUUGUGUCAGUGUCACUCACUAUUUGAAAGAUCAAGCUCCUGUUCUGCAACAAUCCCUUGAAUUGAAGGUUCAUCAGCUUACUAAGGCUGGUAGUUGUGAGUUGUAACUAGUUGUUGUUGCUGCUGCUGCUGCUGCAUGUUAAACAUGUCAUUUUGAGUUCUCCCAUGUGAAGGCAGCAUCAUUUUUCGAGAUAAUCAUUGAACAUGGUCUGCACUCCGAGGUAGGUUGUGAGGGCGAGAAUCCGCCUUCUCUGUAGGUACUUGGGAACUCAUUAUGUUGUGCUGUCUCCUUACCUUGGGCAGCUGCGAAGCAACCCUAGGCAUGUUGAAGUCUUGAUAUGCUUGGUGGCUAGGAGGCAUGUUGGAAUCUUGAUACGCCUGUGCAUAGUGGAGUAUGCUCGGCGUGUGUGCUAUAUAGGCCGACACCAUGGGAAGGGAGUUUCGUCGGAGAUGUAUGCUUGCUCCUCCUGGUCGGAGUAGACGUGGUAUGAGUACUGCAGUCAAGGAAGGAAUGUCCAUUUCCUCUACAGAAGAAGCCUUCUCUCUUUGUUCUUAUGUUUCUUUUGAAGCAGAUCUUGACCUAUUUUCAGCCUGUGUAAGAUUGCUAGCAACAAUUCGAUCUCGACUGAACACUUUCGGUCGCGAUCAAGUGCUGCUGUCCGACGACGAGCUAGUUUUAAUUGGAAAAGGCACGCAUAUCCUUCUAAUAAGACUGUGAUCUUGCAUACCAUUAAUCUCAACAAAUAUUUGAGAGACGUUUGUUCUCACAACGAUAAAGAUUGUGUUAGACGAAAAAUUGCAUGUAGAUAGUGACGAACUCAUAAAAAAUAAGUAUGCACAAGUAGCAAAACUCCACCAUUUGAUGAAAAACCAAGGCAGAACAAAACCGAAAUUUUUUUCUCUUAACUAAAAGAGAAAGAUCCCCGGACGCAACAUCCGCUUCAGUGACAGCAAGACUCCAGCAAAAUGACAGUCUGUUUCCUUGGGUUAUGCACUUAUGCUAGUGGUAUGGUCCAAUAUAUUUAUAUGUCGAUUUUCAACAUUUUAUAUGAGGUUUAUUUUACGAAAAUCUACCUAUAAUCUUUAUCCGUAUUUAAAUAACUUCAUCAUAGACAAAAUGAAAAAUCAUCAUAUUUAAAUGUAACAUUUAGUGUCACCGUCGAAACGUUUAUAAUUGAAUCCAACAUAUAACAUCAAGAUAUAAAAUGUUUAUACUUAGUUUGUUAGUUAAUUCCACUAAAGCAACGCCAUUUUCUUUAGAGACUAUAAAUUGGCCGUUCCGGUUGAUCGCUUUUCUCGCCUUUAACCGUACCGAUUUUGACUAUUGCUUCAUACCAGUGGUAUUUAACCCUGUUGUUUGUUCAAUACCCGUUGAACUCAAUUGUGCCGGUCGACAUGUCAGUGAUUUGACAACUAUGAUUCUGCGUUAAGUAAUUUCCUCUUUUAUAUGUUUCGUCACUUUGUUUCUAAUGAAAAUUAUUGACACUA
Molecule: messenger RNA, 3609 nt
Organism: Linum trigynum
Lineage: Eukaryota; Viridiplantae; Streptophyta; Magnoliopsida; Malpighiales; Linaceae
Source: the annotation of a GenBank genome assembly